Molecule: messenger RNA, 570 nt
Organism: Vitis riparia (riverbank grape)
Lineage: Eukaryota; Viridiplantae; Streptophyta; Magnoliopsida; Vitales; Vitaceae
Product: secreted RxLR effector protein 161-like
Exons: 2
Coding region: 1-570 (189 amino acids)
Source: RefSeq, a predicted model, not a curated record
AUGCAGAAGAUUCCUUACGCUUCGGUUGUGGGGAGUCUAAUGUAUGCUCAGGUAUGUACACGUCCGGAUAUUGCGUACAUUGUUGGCAUGUUAGGCAGAUAUCUAAGUAACCCUGGAAUGGAUCAUUGGAGAGCAGCCAAGAGGGUUAUGAGAUAUUUACAGAGAACAAAAGAGUACAUGCUUACAUAUAGGAGAUUGGAUCAGUUAGAGUUCAUUGGGUAUUCCGACUCUGACUUUGCUGGAUGCCAAGACAGCAGAAGAUCCACAUCAGGCUAUAUUUAUCUGUUGGCUGGUGGAGCAAUUUCAUGGAGGUCUGCCAAACAGACACUCGUAACUUCAUCCACCAUGGAAGCAGAGUUUGUAGCAUGUUAUGAGGCAUCCAAUCAAGGAAUAUGGCUACGAAAUUUUGUCACUGGCUGCGUGUUCUGGAUGAGUGGACAGAUAUCCAUAGAGCAUAUUGGAACAAACUCCAUGAUAGCGGAUCCGCUUACAAAGGGAUUACCACCCAAGGUCUUUCAUGAGCACACUGCUCAUAUGGGUGUUGUCUCAUUUGAGGAUAUCCAAAUUUAG